Molecule: messenger RNA, 633 nt
Organism: Adineta ricciae
Lineage: Eukaryota; Metazoa; Rotifera; Eurotatoria; Adinetida; Adinetidae
Source: the annotation of a GenBank genome assembly
AUGUUCUUUGAUAACAAUUUAAUAAUGGAUUUCACGAAUUCUACAGACCAGCAACAAAAACGCGGAUUUAGUCUUUUCGGAAACUAUAACUUACAUGAGCCGGCUACUGAUAUUCCGGUUCAUUCAUCUGCUGGCACAAGUGCUAUUUCACCAUUUUUGAAUUUCGAUCCACAAGUAUUAAACACCGGUGGUUCACAAUUUAUCGUACCUGAAGGACAAAAAGAGAAACGUGGUCGAUUAGAAUUGAUGUUUUUCACCAUUGGUGGUUCAGUUAUUGCUGGAAGUAUGAUUGGCAGUGCAUCAGGAUUGUAUCGUGGUGUACGAGAAACAAACCACCUAACUGGAUCAGUACGAACUUCAUCAAUUAUUAACUACGUUGCUCGUCAGGGUGCUACAACUGCUUCGGCAAUGGGUUCGAUAGCAUUGAUAUACAGUUUAAUCGGUACCGGUCUGAGUUGGGGGCGUGAAGUCGAUGACGAGCUGAAUACUGUGGCGAGUGCUGGUCUUACCGGUCUUCUCUAUCGAUCAACUGCUGGUUGGAAAGGUGCUCUGAGAGGAGGCCUUUAUGGUUUAGGCAUAUCGUCGUUAUAUGUGCUUGCUACUUCCAAAGAACGCCUUCAUCCUUAUGCGUAG